Molecule: messenger RNA, 1725 nt
Organism: Spinacia oleracea (spinach)
Lineage: Eukaryota; Viridiplantae; Streptophyta; Magnoliopsida; Caryophyllales; Amaranthaceae
Product: translocase of chloroplast 34
Exons: 8
Coding region: 484-1419 (311 amino acids)
Biological process (GO): intracellular protein transport
Cellular component (GO): chloroplast outer membrane
Molecular function (GO): GTP binding; protein-transporting ATPase activity
Source: RefSeq, a predicted model, not a curated record
ACUGUAUAAUUACACGUUCAUCAAAUGGACUGUGGGAUGUGGAUUAUGGGAAAUACAAGGUGCAAGCUUUUUACUCUCCUGUAUACUCCGAUAGUCCGAUUUAAAGAAUUCAGAUUGGGGUACGCCAAUUUCAUUCACAAGUGAGUUCUUACUUGUGAACUCAAUUUUCAACCCGUGAAUUUAAAAACACGACCCGACCCAUUUUACAGCUUUUUCAGAAUAAUCAACCGUCUACAUUCUACUUGAGUACAGUUUACAAUUUUUGGGUCCACAUCUUAUUACGAAUCAGGUGGGGGAAGGAGAGAGAAAGACAGAUAUUAGCGCGAGGAGGAGGCAGAAAAAGCGAGAGAAAGAACAAGCAAGGGGGGCAUUGAAGUUGAUAAGGCUGGGGUUUUAGCUAAAGCCCUUAUCUUUCCUCUUCCUUCCAUUGACGGCUUCUCUCCUUUUACCCUUCAUCACCAACAACUCCCGUGAGAGAUUAAGAUGGCUUCCCAAGUGGUUCGUGAAUGGAGUGGAAUUCAGCAGUUUCCGCUUGCAACUCAAACUAAGUUGCUCGAAUAUUUGGGGAAACUGAAGCAAGAGAAUGUAGAUUCAUUGACCAUCUUGGUAAUGGGGAAAGGCGGUGUUGGGAAAUCUUCAACGGUAAACUCAGUCAUCGGUGAACGAGUAGUAGCUGUCAGUGCUUUUCAGUCUGAAGCAUCAAGGCCUGUGAUGAUUUCUCGUGCAAGAGCAGGAUUUACGUUGAACAUUAUUGACACACCAGGUCUUGUUGAAGGAGGAUAUGUGAAUGAUCGUGCUAUUGAUAUGAUUAAAAGCUUUCUUUUGGAUAAGACUAUCGAUGUAUUGCUGUACGUGGACCGCUUAGACUCCUACAGAGUGGAUACAUUAGACAGGCAGAUUAUCCAAGCGAUUACAUAUAGUUUUGGAAAACAAAUAUGGAACCGUGCUGCUGUUGUCCUUACUCAUGCUCAGCUCUCACCCCCAGAUGGAUUGAGCUAUGAAGAAUUCUUCACUAAAAGAUCUGAGGCUCUUCUAAAAGUUGUCCACCUUGGGGGCGGAAUAAGAAAGCAGGAUUCCCUUGCAUUCUCCAUGCCUAUUGUUUUGGUUGAGAACAGUGGGCGAUGUAAUAAAAACGAAAGUGGCGAAAAGGUUCUCCCAAACGGAAUUUCAUGGAUACCAAGUUUGGUCAAGACUAUCAUAGAUAUUGUUUCAAAUGGAAGUAAGGGUAUCUUGGUUGACAGGAGGUUGAUUGAGGGACCUAACCCAAAUGCACAACACAAGUGGUGGAUACCCUUGAUUGCGGCAGGUCAAUAUCUGUUGGUGCAGAAGAUUCGUGGUUUGAUAAAAAAUGAUAUUGCAAAGGAAAGUAAACCUGCAUGGGAACUGCGAGAUACUGGUGCAGCCAAGCGCAAGUUCUAAUUCUGCUUCUUUAUCUCGUCUCUGACAGUUGUGGCUCCACACUUUCCCAUGACUUCUAUAGAGGUAACCUUAGGUGAGCCUUGAGAGCGAUUUUGAGUAUCUAAGAGUGCUGUCUCUUUUAUCUUUUUGUUAUUUUUUAAGUUUUGGAGCAAUGAAAGCACACUUUUUCAGUCUGGUGUGGUAGAAAUUCUAUUAUUGUAUCUAAUGAAUAAGUAUUAUUCACUUUAUGAGGAAUCUAGCUGGUUAAUUUUGUAAUAACACUUUCCAGUAUUGCUGUUACAUCUGUUAUUGCUGUUUUGUUCUUGA